Molecule: messenger RNA, 1138 nt
Organism: Dendrobium catenatum
Lineage: Eukaryota; Viridiplantae; Streptophyta; Magnoliopsida; Asparagales; Orchidaceae
Product: putative glycerol-3-phosphate transporter 1
Exons: 3
Coding region: 1-846 (281 amino acids)
Biological process (GO): phosphate ion homeostasis; transmembrane transport
Molecular function (GO): transmembrane transporter activity
Source: RefSeq, a predicted model, not a curated record
AUGGAGGGAAGGUUGUGGAAGGUGGAGCGAAUGGAGGCUAGGGCACAGGGAGGAAUCAGAGGAGAUCGGGCCGGGAGGCGGAGCUUGGAUCUCUCGGCUAGGAUCGGGGGUGCGAUCGAGGCUGCGGGAUUUGGGCAGGAAUCGUGGAGAAACGAUGUGAAUCGGCGCUGCCAGCGUGAUUUCAGCUGGAUUCCGUGGAUUUACGGCAGCGUCUCGGCAGAUUUCGUGGAUCCAUCGGAGGAUUUCAUUGAAUAUUUAUCAUUAGCUGAUCUUGAUUUCAUUUACUUUUUUUUUUCUACAGCCAUUGGAGGUGAAUAUUUAUCCAAUUCAAAGGCUGGAGCCUUAUCAACAUUUUUCGAUGUGGGUGGGGUGUUUGGUGGCAUCUUAGCAGGUCACAUAUCUGACCACCUUGAUGCGCGGGCAAUCACAGCUGCAAGUUUUAUGUAUUGUGCCAUCCCUACACUAUUCCUUUACCGUGCUUAUGGGAGCAUUUCCCUCUUCUGGAAUGUUGCAUUUAUGAUAAUUGCAGGGUUGUUUGUGAAUGGUCCUUAUGCUCUUAUCACCACAGCAGUUUCAGCUGACCUUGGCACCCAUGCCUCUCUGAAGGGGAAUUCCAGGGCCUUGGCUACUGUCACAGCGAUCAUCGAUGGAACAGGAUCUGCGGGUGCAGCCAUUGGCCCACUCUUGACCGGAUAUCUGUCGACUCAAAGCUGGAGUACGGUAUUCGCUAUGCUAACGGCUGCUGCACUCAUGGCCGGUCUCUUACUUACGAAGCUUGUGGCGACUGAGGUUAAACUGAAAUUGAGGGCGCGGAGAUCUUCCAGGUCGGAGGAAAGUCUAAUAUGAUUUAUGGGUGGUAGGUAUAUCGUAGGAUGCAGACUUGCAGUGGAGACAUGAUAGAUCUAUUGUAUCAGUAAUGCCUGUGGCCUAGAUCUGCGACCUUCAAUGCACUUUGAAGGGGCACUGGUCUACCAUCUGCCCAAGUGGUAGAGUAAACGUCAUAAUUUGUGUAUGAUAGAUCUAUUAUAUGUGGAGAGGUUGUAAACGAGUGAGUUUGAGUUAUCGUUUAUUAAGAUGGAUAUUUAAAUUUGUUAUAAAUUUAAAUUAGAGAAUAAAUUUCACAAAUUUACUCUUUCAA